Molecule: messenger RNA, 1264 nt
Organism: Macrobrachium nipponense
Lineage: Eukaryota; Metazoa; Arthropoda; Malacostraca; Decapoda; Palaemonidae
Product: putative nuclease HARBI1
Exons: 2
Coding region: 76-1197 (373 amino acids)
Source: RefSeq, a predicted model, not a curated record
AGUUAGCUGUGCAGUGUUGACUUCGGAGGGCUGCUUAGGUUUUGUAGAGUUAAACACUAGGCUAACAAACAUUUCAUGAGUCUUACAUUACACAUAUAUUUCAUAUAUUUCAGUAUGUACCGACAAUUCCGUCAUAUCCGAAACCUUCAGCGCUAUCAGCAUCGCCACAUACGAAGGGUUGUGACAGACCGAAGCAACCCAUUCCAUGCCAUGACAGAGGAAGAAUUUCUGAUGAGGUUCCGAUUAAGUAAAGAAUGCACACUUUCAUUGAUUGCACAGAUAGAGCAUCGACUGCCCCAUGCUCUUAGCAACAGAGGCUGUCCUGUGCCUUUUCACCUGCAGGUCCUAAUUGGAUUGAGAUACAUUGCCACUGGAAACGACCAACUUGGUAUAUCAGAUUGGUGUGACGUAUCACAGUCUUUUGUUAGUAGAUGUGUUGUCAAGGUAGCAUAUGCAAUUGGAAGUUUUGUGUGGCAGAGUUUCAUCAAGUUUCCAGACCAAGAUAAUAUUACCAGGAUCAAGCAUGAAUUUAUGACUAUAGCUGGAAUGCCAGGUGUAAUUGGGUGCAUUGACUGCACUCAUAUUGCAAUUGAGAUGCCAAGUCACCCGCGUCCUGAAGUUUUCCGCAACAGGAAAGGUUAUUUUUCAUUUAAUGUACAAGCAGUCUGUGGUCCUCAGUUGCAGCUGUACAACAUUGUAGCUCGGUGGCCUGGCAGUGCACAUGACAGCAAUAUUUUUGAAAAUAGUCGACUCUGUCAGGAACUCGAAGAUGGUAUUCUGCCUGGACACUUGUUGGGUGACAGUGGCCAUCCAUGUCGUGAAUAUUUGUUGACUCCUCUGACAGCUCCUCAUGGCCGUGGAGAGAACCGCUAUAAUGCUUCUCACAUAAGAACACGAAACAGUGUUGAGAGAGCAUUUGGACUAUUAAAAAGAAGAUUUGCUUGCCUUGGAAAGAAAAUGAGAACUUCAAUGAGGAACACCAAACACAUAAUUGUUGCUGCUGCAGUUCUCCACAAUUUGGCUAUCGCCUACAGAGUACCUGAGCCAGAUAAUGUAAUUCAUGAACUUCAUGAUCCAGAUGACCCAGAAGCCCAAGGAAACAUACAAGAGGAUGAAUUGAGGCAGCAACCUCAAGCAAUGAGAAAUAUCCAAGGAGUCUUUAAAAGACAGCAAAUCAUCAGAGAAUAUUUUGCUUAGGAAGAAAAUAAUCACCACCACUAGGCUUAAAGUUACCAAAAACCAAAUUCAAAGUAUGUAUAUACAG